Messenger RNA from Aspergillus niger, 1950 nucleotides. RefSeq lists its product as uncharacterized. The coding region runs from base 1 to 1950 and encodes 649 amino acids. The transcript has 3 exons. Gene Ontology annotation, biological process: positive regulation of transcription by RNA polymerase II. Gene Ontology annotation, molecular function: zinc ion binding; DNA-binding transcription factor activity, RNA polymerase II-specific; transcription cis-regulatory region binding. Gene Ontology annotation, cellular component: nucleus. The record is from RefSeq and is a predicted model, not a curated record. Lineage: Eukaryota; Fungi; Ascomycota; Eurotiomycetes; Eurotiales; Aspergillaceae.
AUGUUGUCCAUGCAGAAAUCCCACACCUAUGUGCUCCCUCCAUCCACCACCUAUAAUAAUGUCACCGGUCUCCCUCACACCAUGCCAUCGGCCAACCCGCCAGCUGAGCGUCGCGACUCCACCCGCUCGGUCAUGUUGACGGACGUCCCCGCCCUCGGCGACUGCCCAUUAGUAGACGACUCGUCACUCUCGCACCGAAACAGCAUCAGCACCACUGACGGCAUAUCUAAUGAUUCGCCCGCCUCGUGGGAUGGCGACGCCCCCUCCGAUAAUUCUCCCUCUGCCGAGGUCGACGUCAAGAUUCAAGACGGCUUACACCAUCCGUUUCCAACGACCGCAGACACCUCGCCGAAAACCUUCCGAUUCAACGUGAUCGCAUCCCACGGCAUGGACGCUUCCAUGGACGAGGUAACACCCAAGAUCGAGGAGAUAGAUGAUGUGGACGAGUUGCAGAGCAUAAAACCGGUGGGAGUGGAGACAUCGAUGGCCAAUGCGAGUUCUACCCAUCCGGAUUCCACGGCUGCUCCCGUCAACGUCCCACGGAAACGUGGACGACCACGCAAACAUCCGCUGCCAGCGCCCGGGAAUCAGAUCAAAAUCACCAAGGGUCGAUCCAAAACGGGUUGUAUCACUUGUCGCCGGCGGAAGAAGAAAUGCGACGAGACCAAGCCAGCGUGUCUCAACUGUCAGAAGAAUGCCGUGGUAUGCGAGGGCUACCCGCCAAAAGAAAUAUGGAAGAGUGGUAAGCAGAAGCUUGAGGAUGUUCGCACCCAGAACAUGGUUGCCCGCUCUCUACCUCUGCUUAUCGACGGCAUCGAAACCGAGAUUGACCGGCGCUUCCUCGAUCAUUUCGUCUACGGCUUUAGUCGCGUUUUGACCCUGAUCAACGAUGACUCCAACCCGUUCAAGGAGAUCUUGCUCCCGAUGGCCACUCAGCACCGGGGUUUGAUGCACUCGCUCAUGUGCCUCUCGGGAUCGCACCUGUCGGGUCUCCAUCAUGUUCCAAUGUUGGAGGAGCGAAAGUUCUAUCAUUACCACCGCGCUAUCAGGGAUCUCAAGGACAAUAUCACAGCGUCUUCAGGUAAUUCUGAGCAAGACCCUGAGCUUCUUAUCGAAGAUCCCAUCAUCGCAUCCACAAUUGCUCUCAGCUUGAACACCAUCUGUGAAGGGGAAACCAAAGGGGAAUACAGACCCCACAUGGAUGCCGCCCGGUAUUUGCUGUCGACACAGCAACCGAGGAAUGAGAAGUUCCGGCAGUUUAUUGUCGAGUUCUUCCAGUACCAUGAUGUCUCCAACUCCAUCACUUCGCUGGAUCGCCGCCCCGCCCAUCUGCAGGGCGGCUUACGGCUGCCUGACUUUGUGCCACACGCGCAGGCAGGGAUGUUCCUUGGAGUCUUUGAUGGUCUAUUCAAUUAUAUCUCUGAGGUAACUCGAAUUCGUGACCGGAUUCGACAGCGGUCCAAUGAAGGAUACGAGCCUGCUGUUGACUACCAGAUUCUGGGCGAUGCCGUCUCCAUCGACUCCGCCAUUCGAGCUUGGGAGACCUCGUAUACGCCCAACACGCCAAACUACUACCUGGCGCAACUAUAUCGCCAGUCCACCUGGGUCUACCUGUACCGCACCAUCCGCCCGUCCCGACCAAGCGAGAAAAUUGCACAGGUUGUGGACGAUGGACUUUCUUUCCUGGAUCAGCUGCCUCAGGAUGCAGGCGCCUACAGUAUUGUGCUGAUGCCACUGUUCCUCUUGGGCUGCUCUGCCUUCCUGCCCCGCCAGCGGGAGAGGAUCAAGAAGGGCUUUGAGACCCUCAAGGGCUACUCCAACCUCCGCAACAUCGAACCCGCCUUCAAGGUCGUUGAGCGAGUGUGGGAAGUGAUGGACACGAAAAUGGAAGAAAGUUGGGACUGGGAGAAGAUCAUCAGCGACAUGAACAUGGAUUUCUUGAUCACCUAG